Brassica napus (rape) is the source of this 2587-nucleotide messenger RNA. RefSeq lists its product as uncharacterized. The transcript has 3 exons. NCBI's taxonomy places the organism in Eukaryota, Viridiplantae, Streptophyta, Magnoliopsida, Brassicales, Brassicaceae. The record is from RefSeq and is a predicted model, not a curated record. Bases 395 to 2356 code for a protein of 653 amino acids.
GCGAUCCCCUCAAGAAGCCAUCAUCACUCUCUUACUCUCAAGCGGCGAGGCGAGAGAGAGAUUCUCUGCAACUUUCGUCGAUCCCUUCUUCUUCUCUCUCUCUCUUGAUCAAAAACUUUUAUCGAAUUUCGUUUUAAUUGAGCUACGUAAUCUUGAAUUCUGCAGCGUGUUGGUAUUGCUUCUACUUAACGUUGUUUGUUUGUUCCCUUUCUUUUUUUUUUUUUUGGCUUUUCAGAGAUAUUUUUCUAUGUUCUUCUUCCCCGAAGAUAACAGCAGGAGUUUGAUAUAGAUGAAAAUGGUGAAAAGCUGGGGUGGAGUUAAAUAGAUUAAUGUGUUGAAAUGGGUACAAGAAGCGAUCUCAGAGGCUUUCUUAAACAGAGCCAAAAGACAUCAGAUGGGAGAUCAUCGAAAGGAAUGUGAUGAGGUUGUGAAAUACAUGUCAAAGUUGCCGCCCUAUCUCCAAGGAGGAGAAGAAGAAAGCAAUGUUUUGAAUGUUGGAGUCUUGGACUGGUCUCGUCUUGAGAAAUGGAAGCAGAAAUGUGAGAGAAGAGUGUCUUCUACUACUACUACUACUUUAGCAACACUUCCCAAUGCCUCCUCUCAUCGCAUUCACAGGUGUAAGAUUGGUGACCACCAAGUGCAUGCUGGUUCCAAUCUCCGUAAAAAAGUGAAAGCUUCCCGGGAUCUUCAACUCGGAGUUAGAUGCAACUCGGAGUUUGCUUCUUCUUCUAGGGAUUCACCAAAUAAGCAGGAAAUGCCAACCUGCAGCUAUAAUAAGUCCUCUGCCAGAGAUGAAGAAAGAGUAAAUAAGAGCAGAAGAUCGCCUUCUUCAUCAGGUCUAUUGUCAACGAUGGGAAACUCUUGGGGAUCGCUAGGCACAAAGGAGACUGAGAAGAGAGCACAAGAAGAAGCUAAAGAAAGCCGGAAACAAUGUGUUGUUGACAAGUUAAAUAGAGAGGACAAGACCGUUGUUCUCCUGCGAUCAAGACGAAGCACCCUUUCUAGUCAACCACCCCCACUGGAUCAUAACGCUUCUAAAGUAGCAGCAAGUGAGCUUCUCGACUCUAGCUCUUUACAGUUGACAUCUCGACUUCCUCCUCGUUCCUGUCCACUCUCUUUCCACUUUGGCAGAGAUUCUGAAGAUAUCAUGUUGCUGCCUCUUCUCGGUGGUGUUGAUCUUUCUCCUUCUAGUGGGACAACAAGGCACUCAAAGACUGCUUCUUCGAGGAUAUUUGAUCAACAAGACAAGAUCAGACAUGAUAAUACUUCACCAAGCAAGCGUUUUAGUUUCAGCUUCGGUCGUCUCAGCAGAAGUUUCACCUUCAGAGAAGAUUCAUCAGCUACUGAUUCUAUGAGAUUUGAUGGUUUAGCUUGUCCAUCUCAUCAGUCAAGCAAUACGGAGGAGGAGAAGCACAACACUCACGGUGGUGGAUCUCGGGUUAGCCCUCUUAGAAGACUUCUUGACCCUUUACUGAUGAAACCCAAAGUCUCAACUUCUUCCAAUCAAGAUGAAAAGAAGAAGCAGUCGAGAACACGAGCUCUUUUACAGCUAACGAUCAGAAACGGCAUCCCUCUAUUUCAAUUUGUGGUCGAUGAUGACAACCUCAACAACAAGAGCAGGAGCAUCCUAGGGGCUACAAUGAAAAGCUCUGAUUCAUCGUUCAAAGACGAAGAUUCUGUUAAGUACUGCACAUUCUACUCAGUUAAUGAAGUCAAAAAGAAAAAAAGCGGAAGCUGGUUGAUCCAUGGACACAAAGACAAACAACAACAACAAGACAGGUUCGUCUACAAUGUCAUCGGUGAAAUGCGGUUAUGCAACUCAGAUAUAACAGAGCAUAAACCGGAAAACAUCUCUUGUGUGAUGAGAGAAUCAGUGCUCGUUGAUGAAACAGAGGAGCAAGUAAAAGGGAGGAAAGAGGUUGCAGCCGUGGUGAUCAAGAAAGGAGAAACGACAGUGAUAAUUCCAGGUGGCGUUCACAGUAUCCCGGAGAAAGGAGAACCGACGACGUUGAUUAGAAGGUGGAGAUCGGGAGGGUGUUGCGACUGCGGUGGCUGGGAUGUGGGAUGUAAACUCCAUGUCCUCUCCAACAAUACACUCCUCCAUGAUUUUGACCAAACCUUCACACUUUUCGAUCAGGAAGAAAGUGAUAAAAACACUGGUCCGGUUUUGGGGAUGACAGAGCUCAAGACAGGGAUGUAUAGGGUGGAGUUUGGUUCGUUUCUUUCGCAUCUACAAGCGUUUUUUGUGUGCGUGACGGUUGUAACGUGUGCCUCCGAGGAGGAAACGGUGUCAAAGACUACCGCAAAAACUUCCUCUCCGUUUGCUCCGCCUCUGUCUCCUGUUGGUAGAGCCUAAAUACCCCCCCACAAACUCGGGGACAGAGAGAGAGAGAGAGAGAGAGUGUAUAAUGGCUCUGGUCUUUCUUUCUUUCUUUCUUUCUUUGGACAACGAGAGAGAGAGUAUGCCAUAUUGUCAUGGUUUCCGGUCGAUACUUCACAGUCAAUGUGACGAGUUCACAUGCAUUAUUGAUUCAUGCUCUGUCCUUUUCAAAAAAAGAAAUGAAAAAUACCACCUGUACUUCCAAAA